GGUUGUCGCUGUGCCGCGUGGGCGAGCAGACCCGGCAGCGGCCAGAGCUCCAGGCGCUGGGGACGCAAAAGCCGGCUGGAGAUUAAAAAAAGAUCCCUGAGUAACUCAAAUGCAGGAACAUUUUAACACUCCAGGGUGAAGAAUCUGUGCCAGCAUGUCUGCCUACUACAGGAAUAAUGGGUAUGAGGAAGAUCCAGAUUACCCUGACUAUUCAGGAUCUCGGAACCGUAUGUGGGGGCAUUUGAAAACUCAGGAUUAUCCAGAUUCUCCAGAUGCUCUGAACAACUCAGGCUACCCUAGCACCAGGAGCAACCCAUACUCUGCAGACUACAGAACAGGUCCAGACUAUCCUGGGUCUCUAGCAGAACCAGAUUAUCCUGGAUCUCGGAGUCAUCCAGACCAGUCUGGCACCAGAAGCAACUCAUUCUCUGUUGGCUCCAGAAGAAGUUCAGAUUAUCCCAUAUCUUUGGCAGAGCCAGAUUAUAUUGGAUCUUGGAGCAAACCAUACCAUCCAGGCUCAUCCAGAGAGCCAGACUACUCUGAAUCCCAAUGGAAUUUUGAUUUUGCAGGUUCCAGAAGCAGUGGAAACUAUGCAGGCUCCAGAACAAAUCCCGGUUAUCUCGACUCUUUGGGAGAACCAGACUACCCUGGAGCUCAGGGAAACUCUAAUCAUCCUGGCUCCAGGGCAAAUUCCAACCAUCCCGGUACCAGAAGGAAUCCAGAAUAUGUUGGUUCCAGAAUCAAUCCAUACAUGGACACUCUGGGUGAGCCUGAUUAUCCAGGAGCUGAGAAUCAACUUAACUCUCCAAACUUUUUUGGGGAACCAGACUAUCCCAAUGCUGAGGACUAUCAGAACUCUCCAGACUUUUGGGGGAAGCCUGAUUACCCAGUUGCUGAGAAUGGUCAUGAUUAUGGCUCUUCUGAGACUUCAGAAAUGACCAGAGAGGUGCUCAGCAGAACAUCUUCAAUCCGGCCCUCAUUUCGUCAUAGGGGUGAUGGCCCCUUGGGUGUCCUUGAGAGAGAGAAUGAAGAUUACCCUGAAAGCAUUGCAAUGAAAUCCAUGAGUCCAUAUGGCGACUCUGUGCCCGGGGCUCCUGGCAAUGGCUAUGUGAACCCUGCUUAUGUGGGUGAAAGUAGCCCCCGCCCAGCUUAUGGAAACCCACCAUUGUCUGGAUGCGACUGGCACGAGUCACCCCAAGGACAAAAGUUAAUCGCAUCUCUGAUACCAAUGACAUCUAGAGACAGAAUUAAAGCCAUCAGGACUCAACCAAGAACCAUGGAAGAGAAAAGGAACCUUAAGAAAAUGGUUGACAAAGAGAAAAGUAAGCGGUCCCGUCGUAUGCUUGAGCUCAACUGCUGUGCUCAGUGUCUAAACUCCAUUUCACGGGCGUACCGGAGAUCUAAGAACAGCCUGUCAGAACUGCUCGAUUCCAUCAGCCUAUGGCAGAAGACGCUCAAGGUCAUCGGAGGCAAGUUCGGAACCAGCGUCCUCUCCUAUUUCAACUUUCUGAGGUGGCUUUUGAAGUUCAACAUUUUCUCAUUCAUUGUGACCUUCAGCUUUAUCAUAAUCCCUCAGUUUACGGUGGCCGAGAAGAACACCCUCCAGUUCACCGGACUGGAGUUUUUCACUGGGGUGGGUUAUUUUAGAGACACAGUGAUGUACUAUGGCUUUUACACCAAUUCUACGAUCGGGCACAGGAACGGUGGGGCAUCCUACAACAUGCAGCUGGCCUACCUCUUCACAAUUGGAGCAUGUUUGGUCAUCUGUUUUUUCAGUUUGCUAUUCAGCAUGGCUAGGUACUUCCGGAACAACUUCAUUAACCCCCACAUUUACUCCCGAGGAAUCGCUAAACUGAUUUUCUGCUGGGACUUCACCGUCACUCACGAAAAAGCUGUGAAGCUGAAACAGAAGAAUCUUAGCACUGAAAUAAGGGAAAACCUGUCGGAAAUCCGUCAGGAGAAUGUCAAGUUAAGGCUCAAUCAGCAGCUGAUCCGCUUCUCUGCCCACCUGGCGGCCUGGGUUGUCUCCACUGGAGUGGCAGUUGCCUGCUGCGUAGCUGUUUAUUACCUGGCUGAGAACAACUCAGAGUUCCUGAAGAAGCACAAGGACCCUGGAGCAGUACUGUUGCUGCCUUUCACUGUGUCCUGCAUCAACCUGGCAGUGCCACGCCUCUACUCCCUGUUCAGGCUCGUGGAGCGGUACGAGAUGCCACGGCACGAAGUCUAUGCCCUCCUGAUCCGAAACAUCUUUCUGAAAAUAUCAGUCAUUGGAAUUCUUUGUUACUAUUGGCUCAACAUUGUGGCCCAGGCUGGUGAAGAGUGUUGGGAAACCCUCAUUGGCCAGGAAAUCUACCGACUCCUUCUGAUGGAUUUUGUGUUCUCUUUAGCUGAUUCCUUCCUGGGCGAGUUCCUGAGGAGACUCAUUGGAAUGCAGUUUAUCACAAGCCUUGGCUUACAAGAGUUUGACAUUGCCAGGAAUGUCCUGGAACUGAUCUAUGCACAAACUCUGGUGUGGAUUGGAACCUUCUUCUGCCCUCUGCUGCCCUUUAUCCAAAUGAUUACUCUUUUCAUCAUGUUUUACGUCAAAAAUAUCAGCCUGAUGAUGAAUUUCCAACCUCCCAGCAAAGCCUGGCGAGCCUCACAGAUGAUGACAUUCUUCAUCUUCUUGCUCUUUUUCCCAUCCUUCACUGGGGUCUUGUGCACCCUAGCCAUCACCAUUUGGAGAUUGAAACCUUCAGCUGACUGUGGCCCCUUCCGAGGUCUGCCCUUCUUCAUUUACUCCAUCUACGGCUGGAUCGACACCUUGAGUAAAAGGCCUAGCUACCUGUGGGUUGUUUGGAUCUACCGGAACCUCAUCGGAAGCGUGCAUUUCUUUUUCAUCCUCACCCUCAUUGUGUUAAUCAUCACCUACCUUUACUGGCAGAUCACAGAGGGAAGAAAGAUUAUGAUCAGACUGCUCCAUGAACAGAUUAUUAAUGAGGGCAAAGAUAAAAUGUUCCUGAUAGAAAAGUUGACCAAGUUGCAGGAUAUGGAGAAGAGAACAAACACCACCUCAUUCACAAUGGAAAGGAGAGAUGUAGAGCAACCAGGCCCUUUACCUGUCAGGGAACAUGAUGCUGCUCGUGACCUGCGAUUUAGGCGAUCAGUUCAAGAAGAGAAUUCAAAGGCGUGAUGUUUAUUGUGGCAGCCAGACACCAAUCAAAUGAAAAGACACUCGGGCCUUUCUAAGCUUCCCAGGAGGAGAAUUCAAGCCAUUAGCCAGGACGGGAAACUGACCCCAGUGUAUAUACUCAAGCAAAUUUGGCCAUUCCCUGCUGGUUUUUUAUACCUGGAUUGCUGAUUUUCCAAGAUAAAAUAUUCGGAAUUUUAAAAUAAAGACUAUUGUAACAUUUAAACUGGUUCCUAAAGACCCAGAAGAGAUAACCUGGGAAUUAUGUAUUCAGUCUUUAAGAGAUGUGCAUAUGAAUUAUUGGUCCUUAGAAAUCUCUACUCCCAGACCUGGCAAAGAUUUGGAAACCGGUGCUCAGACAAAUGGUCCAGCCUGAAUAAAAAUGGGAUCCUCAAUCAGGGAUGUGAGGCCUCUGAAUUGGGGAACCUGCAUUUGUUUGUGACUUUGAACUACAUCUGUCCCACCCCAUGUUACCCAAAGGUGAACUACAACGAGAGGUCUUAUCUACAAACUUUAUUGCAUAUCAAGUAUGAGUCUUUGGGGUUGACCUGGGGUUGGUGUGGGUGUGGACGGGGACUCUACCCUUGUGAGGUUGAUACAUGAGUCAGCAUCAAAGUCUUAUGUUGAAUCGAACAUGGAAUCAGCGGUGAUGUGUGAAACAUGUAUGUAUGUAUACGUGUGUGGAAUGAAUAUAUAUGUAUGUGUGUGUGUAUACACACACAUAUGUAUAUAGAGCAUUCUUUUUUGAAAAGUUUUUAUUUAUUUAAGUAAUCUCUACACCCAAUGUGGGGCUUGAACUCAGGACCCUGAAGUCAAGAGUGGUACGCUCUUCUGACUGAGCCAGCCAGGCGCUCCAACAUAGAGUUUCUUUUGCAGAUUUGCCAAAUGAUUCACAAGGCAUGUGACUGUACUUAGAACUGAAGCAUCCAGCAGAAAGGUGGAAUUGACCAAAUUACUCAGGGGAGAAGUCCCCUCUUGCGUAAUCACUACCAUGAAAUGUAAUUGGAACUGAAUUUUGACAACAUUUAACAUGUGUUUGAAACACAAGCAUCCAAUCAAUGCUCAGUCAUCGAUUCACGUUUUCGUUCACUUAUUUAUUCGUUAGCUCAUUU
Messenger RNA from Mirounga angustirostris (Northern elephant seal), 4281 nucleotides. RefSeq names its product transmembrane channel like 5 (gene TMC5). The transcript has 21 exons. The record is from RefSeq and is a predicted model, not a curated record. Gene Ontology annotation, cellular component: plasma membrane. Gene Ontology annotation, molecular function: mechanosensitive monoatomic ion channel activity. NCBI's taxonomy places the organism in Eukaryota, Metazoa, Chordata, Mammalia, Carnivora, Phocidae. Bases 155 to 3172 code for a protein of 1005 amino acids.